Molecule: messenger RNA, 646 nt
Organism: Micropterus salmoides (largemouth bass)
Lineage: Eukaryota; Metazoa; Chordata; Actinopteri; Centrarchiformes; Centrarchidae
Product: transmembrane protein 240-like
Exons: 4
Coding region: 201-629 (142 amino acids)
Source: RefSeq, a predicted model, not a curated record
AAUAAUAUUUCGUUCAAAAUAACAACAAAAAAACACUGGUUUGUUAAAGUACCUGUGACUGAAAUUUCAUUACCAGCUCUUCCCCAGCUGAGCACGCCAGUCAGCUAAGGCACAUGCAGCUGCCGGGAGCCCCGUUGUGUUGUCUUGAAGAGCACUAACGUCAAUAUUUUUUUUGUUUCAGACUGACUUUUCUCACGGACAUGACCGCGCUUUUUGACCGAUUUCACAACUUCAUCUUAUCGUUAACGCGAGGGGAAGACGGUGUCUGCGCCUGCACCUGCGGAAGCGAUCAAGUCUAUCAUGUUGUUCCAUAUAACGGGGGCCGAGCUGGGGUGGAUUCUAGUGAAAUCUACUUUUUGAGUGACAUCAUGACCAGGCAGGAGAAGGACGUGAUAGUUGGACUGCUCUUGGGCCUCUGCAUCAGCUGGUUCUUGCUUUGGCUGGAUAGUGUUUGGCAUUCAGAGCUCAAAUGCUGGAGGACAAACCAAAUGACUGAUGGGGGUUUUUGGUCACGGAUGCCUAAAUUCUCGUUCAAGCAGUUGCAUCCAAAACACACAAAGGGCCCCGAGGAGAAGCAAGAUGUGCACCAUAAUGUUAAUGAAAGCAUUGACAAAGAAAGUGUGGAUUAAAUGCAAUAAUUACUGCA